This is a messenger RNA of Triplophysa dalaica, 1186 nucleotides long. It is a transcript of the gene phospho2, whose product is annotated as phosphatase, orphan 2. The coding region runs from base 113 to 826 and encodes 237 amino acids. NCBI's taxonomy places the organism in Eukaryota, Metazoa, Chordata, Actinopteri, Cypriniformes, Nemacheilidae. The transcript is spliced from 2 exons. Gene Ontology annotation, molecular function: phosphatase activity. The record is from RefSeq and is a predicted model, not a curated record.
CACGAUUUCACUUCUGGGGUUGUGACUAAUCGUUCUUCGUAUAGUCAGCAAGCGUCUGUUGCGGAAUCGGUAAUAUAUAAUCGAAUUAUUCAACCGGGCUGUCGUUUUGAGGAUGAAGACCUUGAUCGCGUUCGACUUUGAUCACACGAUAGUGGAUGACAACAGCGACACAUGGGUGAUCCGAUCAACUCCCGACCAGUGUUUACCCGACUGGCUGAAACAGUCGUAUCAAAAAGGCCGCUGGACCGAAUAUAUGUGUCGGGUCUUGACCUACAUCGGAGACCAGUCGGUCCAUCCGGAUCAUAUGCGCGCGGUCAUGGAGAGCAUCCCGUUCACGGAGGGCAUGAUCGAGCUGUUGACCUUCAUAUCCGAUAAUAAGAAAGAUUUAGACUGUAUCAUAGUCUCUGAUUCAAACACUCUCUUCAUAGACUGGAUUUUGCAUGCAUCAGGGAUGCAGUCCGCUGUAGACGAUGUCUUCACCAACCCCGCAAGCAUUGACGCACGGGGAUAUAUGAGCGUGCGGUGCUUCCACGCACACGACUGCCAGCAGUGUCCUGUAAACCUGUGCAAGAGGAAAGUGCUCAACGAUUACAAAGAAAAUCAAGCUAAAGCUGGUGUUUACUAUGAGAGGAUUUGCUACAUAGGAGACGGAGGGAAUGAUCUUUGUCCCAGUAAUGAUUUAAAUGAAGGGGACAUUGCAAUGCCUAGGAAAGGAUAUACACUAGAAAAGAUGUUGUGCAAGGCCGGUUCAGCAAAACCGAGAGCCAAAGUUAUACCCUGGUCCAAUGGCAAUGAAAUCCUAGAAGAAUUAAGAGCUUUGAUUUAGUAAUACAGUAUUAUAAGCCAUACAGUGACAAACUUCAGGUUGACUCAACCAUGUAUUAUAAAAGCACCUCCAUGCAGCAAAUAAAAUGGCAUGACUUGGUCGCUUAACAAUAUGUAACAUUUUACCUAUUGAUUUACUUUUAAGUUUACACAGGUAAGUUGUCUCAGGGAUUUAAAGUAACUUUGAUUUUGAGUGAUGUUAAAAAAAAGGUAAUUUAAUAUGUAACCCAUUCAGGUUUGUCCUAGAGCAUUAAAACAAACAUAAUAACGUGAAUGUUUCCGCAUGUUGGUUAUAUGUUUGUCUGUCAAAAUAUGCAGGUGGAUGAGCACCUCUUAAUAAAUCUAAAUUGUUGUAAUGUAA